AAGAGGCAAGCUGCCAGGAAGGGCGAGUGCUGUGGACGCUGUGAUCAUGGCGUCUUCCUCGCUUCUGUCCAAGGCGCCGCCCAAGAUGCAAAGUGUCGAUUCAGACAAAGAAAACGUCGCACCCUGCACAAACGUGGCAAGCGCCACGAUGAAAGCGAACUACAGGGUCGUUGCCUCCAGCCUAGAGAAAGUUGUGUCAACACCUUGCAACGUAAAGGGAGGUUGGACUUCAGAGGAUGACAUGAAAAUCCGGUCGUUGGUGUAUGAGUUUGGGACAAAAAAUUGGAAUGAAAUCGCGGCGCACUUUACGCACAAGAGCGGCCGUCAAUGCCAUGAACGGUGGAAGCAAAUGGGCAGCUCCGCGGCCAUCGACACGCCAAAGAAAGCAAUCAGUGGGUACUCCGGCAACUUCGACUUCACCAAGGCCCUGGCAGUCAUCAAGAAAAGUGCCACCACGGAUUCUGCCGUAAAAACUCCUACAGGGUCACAGACGUUUCGAAGUGCCCAGGGCUGUCGACAGUUCCCUGGAAUAUUGGGAAGAGCCACCCCACCGCCGCCGUCGUCCUUGGACGGGACGAACCGCAGUGUAUCUACUCCGUAUUCCGCCAGCCCCCGUCUCGGCAAAGUGAACAAGCUCAACAGCAUCGCGAACAAACUCAAGAUACGCCAAGAGAUGCUUCUUCACAGCGCCGACAAUACAACGCCCAUUCAACACAAACGAUCGGUCGCGUUGACUCCAGUCCAUGCAACUCCUCAGAAACAACGAAGCAAGAUCAUCCUAGGCAAGUGGAGCUCGCUCUACGGCGUCGAUCCUGACAACAUCGAAUGCGUGGCUGUAAUGAAGCGCCCCCCGCCGCCGCCUGAGGGGUACAUGCCCCGCCGGAUCGUGCCAGAUCAAAAACGGCGACGCCAUGAUGUUGACAGGUACUCGACCAACCUUAUUUCCAUGGCGAUUGCGACACAAGCGCUUGUCCAUGGUAGUCCCGUUGAAUCGACAACGAAAUCAAAUAAUGUCCCGUGGAUGCAGUGGUCUGGUGACGACUUGGAGCACAAGUUGAUGGACAUGGUUAAAUGGAGAUACGAUGCACCUGCGACGUCCCUGUCUCGUCGAGGUCAGUUCGCCGCUGUUAAUCGCGUGAUUCAAGCCAAGAAGCAUCGGCCAACCCCACGCCAAACUGUGUGAUGCAUGGCGCCAUGGUGCUGUUCGCACGGCGCUCUCUGUACAUUUGACGCCCAUAAAAUAUCGUGGAAGGUGUACAUAACCCACAAUGCGACCGCUCCUCGACCGUCGAUUUCAUUGAAGUCAGCCCUCGUUGUGCGAAAUGCUUGAACUGUUACUGCGAACCCUGUCACAUGAUUCGACAUGACUCCGCUUUGCGA
Aphanomyces invadans is the source of this 1380-nucleotide messenger RNA. RefSeq lists its product as hypothetical. The record is from RefSeq and is a predicted model, not a curated record. The transcript is spliced from 7 exons. Lineage: Eukaryota; Oomycota; Saprolegniomycetes; Saprolegniales; Verrucalvaceae. Bases 47 to 1183 code for a protein of 378 amino acids.